Messenger RNA from Colletotrichum graminicola M1.001, 1770 nucleotides. RefSeq names its product FAD binding domain-containing protein. The transcript is spliced from 5 exons. The coding region runs from base 1 to 1770 and encodes 589 amino acids. The record is from RefSeq and is a predicted model, not a curated record. Lineage: Eukaryota; Fungi; Ascomycota; Sordariomycetes; Glomerellales; Glomerellaceae. Gene Ontology annotation, molecular function: oxidoreductase activity; FAD binding.
AUGUUGUCGUACGCCGUCCGGCUCACUACGAUUCUCGUCGCCGCCCUCACAUGUCUGGCCGUCGUCGACGCCUCGCCGGAGGCGUCGUGCAAGGCGUACCCUGGCAGCGCUGACUGGCCCUCCGCAGAAACGUGGGCCCGCCUCGAUGAGUCUCUUGGGGGCCGACUCCUGCGACCGACUCCUCCGGGAGCUGUCUGCCAUCCCGGACUCGCCGUCUACGACGAGGGCCGGUGCGCCGCCGUCACGGCCGGGUGGGGCUCCUACGAGCUGCACGUCGCCGACCCCGUCUCAGCCAUGUGGACCAACUUCGGCAAUGACUCCUGCCCUCCUGACCCAGCUCGUGUGUGCAGCCCUGACGGAUACCCUGCUUUCGUCGUCAACGCCACCACGCCGGAGCACAUCAAGCUCGGCGUCGAUUUCGCACGGGAGAACAACGUGAGGCUCGUGGUCAAGAGCACCGGCCACGACUAUCUCGGCAGGUCGAUUGCCCCCGGCGCCCUCUCCAUCUGGGUGCAUCACAUGCAGGAUGUCGAGUACCACCCGGGUGAGUUCAAGCUGGCGGGCAGCGACGUCACCAUCGCGGGCGACGCCGUGUCUGCCGGCGGGGGCACCGAGAUGUACAAGCUCUACAGGGCCGCCGCCGAGCACGGCCGGGUCGUGGUCGGCGGCACGGCCAAGUCGGUGAGCGUGGGCGGGUAUGUUACUGGAGGCGGCCACUCGCUGCUUGCGCCGCGCUUCGGCCUGGCCGCAGAUAACGUCCUGCAGAUGGAAGUCGUCACGCCCUUGGGCGAAGUGCUUACUCUCAACGAGGCCCAGAACACGGAUCUGUUCUGGGCGAUGCGCGGUGGAGGCGGGACAACUUACGGCGUCAUCACGUCCGUCACCUUCGCCACGCACCCCACCCCUCCGAUAUCCAGCACGGCGUGGGCCAUGCUCACGGAACCCAGGGCCCCUUACCUCCCGGGCCUCGCCGCAUACUUCUUAUCCCAGGCGCCGUCGCUCGAAAAGGCCGGGAUGUCGGGCUACGCCUUGAUCAACUCCCACAUGCCGAACCCCAUCAGCGCGCCGGGUCUCCCGCCCAACGCGGCCGGGGUCAUCGGCGUGUCCCUCCUGCAGGACGACGCGGACCUGGACGAGGUGGGCAGGAUCUGGGCCUCGAUCAACCAGACCGUCGCCGAACGCUGGCCUCAGGUGACAUUCCUCAGCUCGAACGCGCAGUUCCCGACCUGGUUGGACUACUACGACGAGAACUACGACCACAACAAGGCGGGUUUCAACAAGCUGCUGGUAUCGCGGCUCAUAGACGAACAGACGCUGACGGGGGACACCGGCGCGCUGGCCGGCGCGGUAGAGACGAUGCUCGGCAACGUCGGCGGCAUGUACGCCUUCCUGGUCUCGGGAAAGGGGGUGCACGGCGCGGAGCCGAGGGGCGGCGGGAACGCCGUGCACCCGUCGUGGCGGAGAGCCUAUAUUCUCGCAAUCUCUGCCGUGGGGUGGACGUCGUCCGACGCGGCCUCCAGGGAUGACGCCAAGAAGAGCAUCUACGAUGCGGCCGAGGGCUUUCGCCAGCUCGGGCCCGACAUGGGCGCCUACCUGAACGAGGGCCUGCCGCACGAGAGGGACUGGCAGAAGACCUUUUGGGGCGACAGCUAUGCGCGCCUACUCGAUAUCAAGAAGUCCGUCGAUCCGGGCGACACCUUCUGGUGUCAUCCGUGCGUCGGGAACGAGGGGUGGGCGGAGAGGAGUGACGGGCGGCUUUGUAAGGCCUGA